UGAGGCAGGGGGGGUGCGCUCUCCUUCUCGGGCUCCCUGCGUCCCCUAGCAGCUCCUCUUCGCACGCAGAGAAGGGGGGUUCAGCUUGGCCGAGGAAUGAAAACUCUCGCCCUAGGCAGCGUCUCCUUCUUCGUCUUCUGCCUUCUGCAAGAGCACAUCCAGCUCAGGUUGGUUUCCGGGAAAGAGGAGAUUAAAUCCACUUCCACAGGCUCUGGCCAGCCGAUGUCACCCUCUGAUUUCUUGGACAAGCUCAUGGGAAAAACGUCAGGGUAUGACGCCCGGAUUCGACCUAACUUCAAAGGCCUGCCUGUCAAUGUGACAUGCAACAUCUUCAUCAACAGCUUCGGCUCUGUCACAGAAACCACCAUGGAUUACCGGGUGAACGUCUUCUUGCGCCAGCAGUGGAACGACCCCCGCCUGGCGUACAGGGAGUACCCAGAUGACUCACUGGACCUGGACCCCUCCAUGCUGGACUCCAUCUGGAAGCCAGAUUUGUUCUUUGCCAACGAAAAGGGGGCCAACUUCCAUGAGAUCACCACUGACAACAAGCUGCUGCGCAUCUUCAAGAAUGGCAAUGUGCUGUACAGCAUCAGGCUGACGCUGAUCCUCUCCUGCCCCAUGGAUCUCAAGAACUUCCCCAUGGACAUCCAGACAUGCACCAUGCAGCUGGAGAGCUUUGGCUACACCAUGAAUGACCUGAUCUUUGAGUGGCUGGAGGAGCAAGAAGCUGUCCAAGUGGCAGAGGGCUUGACGCUCCCACAGUUUAUUCUGAGGGAUGAAAAGGAUUUGGGAUAUUGUACGAAGUACUACAACACAGGAAAGUUCACCUGCAUUGAGGUGAAGUUCCACCUAGAGAGACAAAUGGGCUAUUACCUGAUCCAGAUGUACAUUCCCAGCCUGCUGAUUGUCAUCCUCUCCUGGGUCUCCUUUUGGAUCAAUAUGGAUGCUGCACCCGCCCGGGUAGGGCUGGGGAUCACCACAGUGCUGACCAUGACCACCCAGAGUGCGGGCUCCCGGGCCUCUCUGCCAAAGGUCUCCUAUGUGAAGGCCAUUGAUAUCUGGAUGGCCGUGUGCCUGCUCUUUGUCUUCGCCGCCCUGCUGGAAUACGCGGCCGUCAACUUCGUCUCCCGCCAGCACAAGGAGUUCAUGCGCCUGCGCAGGAGGCAGCGGCGUCAGAGGAUGGGCCUGACCAGCCAGACGCCCAGCCUGGAGUCCUUGCAGCAGCUGAAUGGCCUGACCAGCCGCGAGCCCACCUAUGGAACGCUCUCUCAGUUCUGCAGCUCCAGCUCCAGCUCCAGCUCCAGGGAGGAAGAGGUUGUCCGUGAGAGCCGCUUCUACUUCCGUGGCUACGGCCUAGGCCACUGCAUGCAUGUGAAGGGUGGCAGUGCUGUGGAGGGUCCCAGCAUCUACAGCCCCCCUCCGCCAACCCCUUUCCUGAGGGAGGGAGAGGCAAUCCUCAGGCGCUACGUCGACAGGGCCAAGCGGAUCGACACUAUCUCCCGAGCCGUCUUCCCCUUCACCUUCCUGGUGUUUAACAUCUUCUACUGGGUGAUCUACAAAGUGCUGCGGUCUGAGGACAUCCACCAGGCACCUUGAUGCAACACGGGACAUGGCGCCAGGCAGGGGAGCUGCUAUGUCUUCCCAGUCUCAUAUGCGCACUGAGGUGUGGGCUGGAACCUUCCACCAGCACCAGUCAGACACUAGUAGGUUUGCCAGGACCUUGUCUCUCUCUGACCCAGAGCUUCUAGUACCAGCUGAGAAACUUGGGCAUGCUCUGCAUGGUGUUAGGGGGCACGAUGCUGCCUGUGAGGACCCGGCUGUACUCCAUCUACCCAUACUCUAGCAUGGCAUUGGGGUUUGCUGUGCUGCUUGAGGCACUGGCCUUUAUCAUCUAGACAUGCUCCAUCUCCCAGCAGGGAGUUGGGGAGUACUGCACUGCAGCUGUCCGUAACCAGUAUGGCUUUAGAGGGUGCUAUGAUGCUGGAGCUGCUGCCCUCCAAAAAAGAGACAUGUUCCAUCCCCUGAUAGUAAUCAGCAUGGUAACAUGGGAUAAUGUACUGCUGGGAGCAUAUCAUUCUAGAAUGGGACACUCCAUCUUUUCAAUACCCCCAGCAGCACAGAGCUGGGGGCGCUAGGCUACCCCGUGCCACAACUUGGACAGGUGCCAUCUCACACCACCCCAGCAAAGUGACAGAGGAUGUUUGCUGCUGGAGGUGCUGUCCUCCCUAACCCAGCUAUAAGACACCUGCUAAUGCCCUACCUUGGUAAUGCUGUGCUCCUGGGGGUUCUGUCCUCCUCCAUAAUCUGCUGUAGAAAUGUGGACAACAGUCAGUUCGUGGUCAGACUAGAUGAAAGUCACCAUAACAGUGCUCCCAACACAGCCCCAGCAUAGUGCUAGGAUGCAUUGUGCUGCUAGAAGCGUUGUGUACCAUCCUCCAGCUGCCAACAACCUAGCAUGGUGAUGGAGGGUGCUGUACUGCCACUAUGGUUAUUAACCAGAUCUUGAGCUCUUCUUAAACUGGCAAAGCUCAUCCAGCCAUGCAAACCAGGCCAGGCAGCAAUGGACACAUAGGGUAAUUAAUUCUUCCUCUGAUAUUUACAUUCUUAGCCUUCUCGUCUCCUCGCUCUUACCCUUGAUUCUUUAUGGCCACAGGGCAGAGGUGCUUGCUAGGGGCACCCCUUUUGGUGAGCAUGUCAAGUGCAAGACACCCAGCCUC
Chelonoidis abingdonii (Abingdon island giant tortoise) is the source of this 2717-nucleotide messenger RNA. Its product is annotated as glycine receptor subunit alpha-4. Lineage: Eukaryota; Metazoa; Chordata; Testudines; Testudinidae. Gene Ontology annotation, cellular component: plasma membrane. The record is from RefSeq and is a predicted model, not a curated record. Gene Ontology annotation, biological process: monoatomic ion transmembrane transport. Gene Ontology annotation, molecular function: transmembrane signaling receptor activity; glycine binding; transmitter-gated monoatomic ion channel activity.